Molecule: messenger RNA, 1747 nt
Organism: Lucilia cuprina (Australian sheep blowfly)
Lineage: Eukaryota; Metazoa; Arthropoda; Insecta; Diptera; Calliphoridae
Gene: Fam92
Product: protein Fam92
Exons: 5
Coding region: 68-1213 (381 amino acids)
Biological process (GO): cilium assembly
Cellular component (GO): ciliary basal body; ciliary transition zone
Source: RefSeq, a predicted model, not a curated record
UAUAUUAUUUUCUGCAGCUGUCCGAGAAUUAAACAUUAAAAAACAGUAAACAAUUUAUAAAUAAAUAAUGUUUCGUCGUGGCAAAUUGGCAUUUUUAAAUACCAAAGAUGAUCGUAUUAAAAUUAUUAACGAACGCAUCAAUUUAACCGAAAAACAUUUAAUAGAAAUGUGUUCGACUUUUUCCGCCUGUACCAGGAAGUUGGCUAAAUUUCGUGAUUCCUAUGAUGAGCUUGCGAAAUGUCUAAAACACUAUUCAGAUGAUGAAGAAAUCAAUGAAAGUUUUAGUGAUGGUUUGAAAAAUUUCACCAACGCCGUAACUAUUUUAGCCGAUUAUAUGGAUCUAAAUGUUCAUCGUAUGGAAUUGAAGAUUGUUAAUGAGUUGGCACAAUUUGAUAAUUUAUGCAAAACUACUAGAGAUAAUUUACGUACAGCUGUUAUCGCUCGUGAUAAGGAGGUCUUAAAGCAGCGUCAAAUGUUGGAAUUGAAAACAAAGUUUUCGGCUAAUAAUUCCGCUGCCGAUUCGGAGUUGCUAAAAGCUAAAAUGGAAGUAAAUCGUACGAAUAAAGAAAUCGAUGAGAUUAUUAGCAAUUUCGAGAAGCGUAAAUUGAAUGAUAUUAAAAACAUACUCGUCGAUUUUAUAUUAAUCUCCAUGAAAUAUCACACAAAAUCUUUGGAAGCUUUAUCGGCCAGUUAUUAUGAUGUCACAAAUAUCGAUGAAAGGGGAGAUUUUAUGGAAUUUCAAAAACUAAUGAAAUCGAAAAGUGAAGCACAAGAAAAGAAAUCCAUCAAAAAGGCGGCCAGUUUGAGGUCACAGUCAAUGGAAAGUUUGGAAAGAGAUCAAUUGUUGAGUCCUUUGAAAAGGAAGGGUAGAAUGAGUAAGUCUACUAAAAAUUUGGCCGAAAAUAAAACCGACGAAGAAGACGAGGAAGAGGAGGAUGAAGAAGGCGAAGAAGAGGAGGAGGGAGAGGAUGGUGAGGAUGAAGAAGAUGAUGAGGAGGAUGAGGAUGACAGUGAAAAUUCCAAGUCUGAAGAGGACUCCAUUACCGAAGCCGAAGAUGUGGGUGAAGCAAAUGCUUUGGAUACUGCCUCUAAUUUAAAGGCAAAUAAAUUGAAUUUUAAAAAACCCUUAACAAAACCUCAAGUAAAGCAUCCCUUUAAAGCGGUGGCGGCUACACAUGUAAGAUUGCAAAAGCAAUUGCAUGUGCAGUCUUAAAACUAAAAUUUUUUUGAAAUUUUUAAAAAAGUCAAUAUUUAUUUACACUUACUGUAACAUUUAAGGAGACACUAAUUAACAACAAAUUGGUUUUAAUAUUAUGCACCCAUAUCGACCACCCUCUCCAUAAGGAGCACCAAGCAAAACAGGUGCAAGCAACAUCAUUCGCAUGACAACAUUGAGUUAAUUGAAUAAACAAUGUUAGAUACUUUUUCUCAUAAAAGCACUUUGAUUAAUUGGCCGGUUGCCAUUGUUUAACUUGUAUUAUUAUUAUUAUUGAUAGUUAUGUUUUUCUGCAAGCCCAACCCUAUUUUCUUUUACAACUUUUAUUAUUAUUCAUUUUAAAGAGGGUGUAGUAAUGAAUUUUUAUAAAACUAUUUUAUAUGUACAGGUUCUUAAGAAUACAUCUAAACAGGGAAAAAAUGCCUUUGUCACAAAACGUUGUUUAUCAGGCUCUAGCACAACGGGUAUACCACGUUUAGUUACCGCCACUAAGCGACGUGAUAGCAAAUCUACUCAAGAUAUUGAAGGUGG